CGUAACGAAAAUAUUUUGAUUACGAAGUCUUUUGUGUUGUCUGCGACUUGGUGUGAAAAACACUCCCAUUUUGAUUUUUUAUUGUGCAGGAAAAAAAGUAGCCCCAGUAUGACGAUAUUCAGUGUAAACAUUCGCCUGUUUUAACAUCCAACUCGAAGAAACGACCAGUGAAUCAGAAGUUGGACAUAGGGUGCGAAAAUUUGCUGAAGUUGCAGUCCGAAGGGAUUCGACGAAUUUUCGAACGAGCAGGAAGCAGCUGGAGUAAUAAAGUGGCGUGAGUAAUUUCGCCUUUGCCAAGGAAGGUGUCGUCAGCCAUCGACUUCCCAGAGAGAGGAAACACGGAGAAUUACGCAUCGAAACAAUGGACAACGAAAACGCAAUCGAGGAAAUCUUCAUUCAGCAUGGAGUCACGCUGAAGAAGGCGAGCGCAAGUUACAUUUCGGCACUGGACACGAUUGGAGUGCUGCUCUUUGGAAAAUAUAAAAAGGAGAAUCUACAUUACUUCGAGUGGAAGAUGUCGGAACCGUACGAAAUUAUGGACACCGACAGUCAGGACAGCGAUUGGUCUUUGGUGCACACGGGGAAAUCCUCGGACGACAGCGCCAACUCCGAAGGUGAUUCUCAGAAGAGCUCCCGGAUCACCAUACGGGUCCUUUUCCGGGAUCUUAAGGGCAUCGAAUCCCACAAUACCGAACUCCGGUUGUAUGUUCAGGAUGGCGCGAGGAAAAGCCUUUCCGUUCAUAGUCUCUAUCUGUUCAAUCAUGGCUCCCCGCGCUCGUUUGUGGAUUUCCUGGAGCGGAAGCAUUUCGUGAGCAGAAGCAAACACCGGAAGCAUUUCUUUCACUGCAUGGAGGAAACCAAUAGUGACAAACUGCAGAAGUCGUUCUCGGAGCUGAACAUCGAGGACAUCAUAAGCCAACCGGCGGCAGGCAAUUAUUAUAGCAAAAUCUUUGCCAACGUGCAUCACACGAUCCUGUCAACGGCUAGGCAACAGGUCAGACCGCGCUUGUCUCAUUCGCGAGAGAAUCAGGAUCCGGAAGAGGAUGGGGAAGCGAGUAGCAACGGAAGUGAGAACCGUGUCAAGAGCGAGAACGUCAGCAAAGAUGAGCGUCGAAAAUUGGCGCCAAGACCGGAGGUGCAUCGGGGAGAACCGCUGGACGCCAAGAAAUGGGCAGAAUUCCACGCUGCCAAUGGAGCCAUUACCGAUCCGAACCGAGUUCGGGAUAUCAUCUUCAGAGGGGGCAUUUCCGACGACAUCCGCGCCGAAGUGUGGAAAUACCUGCUCGGUUUGGAUCUUUGGGAGCACACCGCCGCCGAACGGGAGGCAAGGCGAUCGAGCAAAACCCAGGAAUACUUCCUCAUGAAACUCCAGUGGCAAACGAUCACUCCGAUCCAGGAGGGCAACUUCACGGGCUAUCGGGAGCGAAAGUGCCAAAUCGAGAAGGACGUAAAACGAACCGACAGGACGUACGAAUUCUUCGCCGGGGAUAACAAUCCGAAUCUAGUUAAACUGCAGGACAUUCUGAUGACCUACGUGAUGUACAAUUUUGACCUGGGUUACGUCCAGGGGAUGAGCGAUCUCCUGGCGCCGAUCUUGUGCCUGUUCCAUAAACAAGCGGAAAGCUUCUGGUGCUUCGUCGGCUUCAUGCAGAAGGUCUUCAACAACUUCGACAUCGACCAGAAGGGAAUGAAGCAACAGUUGGAGAAUCUCCGAACUUUGCUGGCCUUCGUCAACGAGAAGCUCUACAAAUACCUAACGGACAACCAGUCGGAGAACAUGUACUUCUGCUUCCGGUGGCUUCUGGUCUGGUUCAAGCGGGAAUUCUGCAAUGCGGACAUCAUGCUGCUGUGGGAAGUGCUCUGGACAGGCUUGCCCUGUCCGAAUUUCCACCUCUUCGUCUGCGUGGCCAUUCUCGAUCAGGAGAUGGACGUUUUCAUUGAUGGCAACUUCACGUUCACCGACAUCCUCAAACAUGUCAACGAACUGUCCGGCAAUCUGAACGUGACGGCCAUCCUCGAGCAGGCGGAAAGCAUCUACCUGCAGGUGAAGAACACGAUCGAGACGGCCAAGGAGCCGCACGUCGAGCUGCGCAAAAUCAUCGGGGAGGAAGUGAGCCCGGCGGGAACCAGCGGAACCAGCGGCAGCGAGGAAGAUGACGACAGCUGCAUGUCCAUUGUGAACGAAAAAUCCUUGGACGAUCAGGAAAUGGCCAUCCAGCGCAAGAUUGACGAGGCGUGUGAUUUGUCGAUGAGCUUUGCGUUAUUUUAGGAGGGUAAGUCUGUUAAUAGGUUCUUAUUUUUCGGGGAUUUUUCUAAAAAUACGAAAUAAAUUGACCAUUUGGAAGGGAUGUAUAAAUAUUGUUUAUAAAAUAUUAUCGCUUGAGGUACAUUUGAAAUCAUGUAUAAUUUGUGGAAUAAAAAUAACGAUUUUGUUGUAUAUAAA
Messenger RNA from Aedes aegypti (yellow fever mosquito), 2443 nucleotides. RefSeq names its product TBC1 domain family member 15 (gene Tbc1d15-17). The record is from RefSeq and is a predicted model, not a curated record. The transcript has 3 exons. Bases 362 to 2269 code for a protein of 635 amino acids. Lineage: Eukaryota; Metazoa; Arthropoda; Insecta; Diptera; Culicidae. Gene Ontology annotation, biological process: activation of GTPase activity. Gene Ontology annotation, molecular function: GTPase activator activity.